Messenger RNA from Columba livia (rock pigeon), 956 nucleotides. RefSeq names its product RNA polymerase II, I and III subunit H (gene POLR2H). Gene Ontology annotation, cellular component: RNA polymerase II, core complex; RNA polymerase III complex; RNA polymerase I complex. Gene Ontology annotation, biological process: DNA-templated transcription. Lineage: Eukaryota; Metazoa; Chordata; Aves; Columbiformes; Columbidae. The record is from RefSeq and is a predicted model, not a curated record. The coding region runs from base 87 to 539 and encodes 150 amino acids. The transcript has 5 exons.
CCGCCUGCGGGUAGGGCACUCUGCCCGGAGUCGUGCGGCGGAAGUGAGGGCGUGUUCAUCGUCGCGCGGGCCGCGAAGGCGCCGCCAUGGCCGGGAUCCUGUUCGAGGACAUCUUCGACGUGAAGGACAUCGACCCCGAGGGGAAGAAGUUCGACCGCGUGUCCCGCCUGCACUGUGAGAGCGAGUCCUUCAAGAUGGACCUCAUCCUGGAUGUGAACAUCCAGAUCUACCCCGUGGACCUCGGGGACAAAUUCCGCCUGGUCAUUGCGAGCACCUUGUACGAAGAUGGCACCCUGGAUGAUGGCGAGUAUAACCCCACAGACGACCGGCCCUCCAGGGCAGACCAGUUCGAGUAUGUGAUGUACGGGAAGGUGUACAGGAUCGAAGGGGAUGAGACCUCUACGGAGGCAGCCACGCGCCUCUCUGCCUAUGUGUCCUAUGGGGGGCUGCUCAUGCGGCUGCAGGGAGAUGCGAACAACCUGCAUGGAUUUGAAGUGGACUCUCGAGUUUACCUGCUGAUGAAGAAGCUGGCCUUCUAGGAGACCUCCUGCCUCUGUGGGCUGCCCCAGAGAUGUUCUGCUGGCGAGCAGACAGGAGCCCUCUGACCCCAAAUCCUGCCCCAGCACCUGUGCUGCCUGGCCCCUUUGGAGCUGGGGGAGGAAGGGAUGCUCCCCAUCAUCAUCCCAUCCUGGCCUCUUCUCACUCCUGCUGGGAUCCACAGCUCCCUCCUGCAUGGAGAGAGGUACCUGAUGGCCAAGUGGACACUGCUGAGCGCUUUGUACUCCUGCCUUCUGGGUGUCUCUUCCCACCUCCGCCUUCCUGUGCUUCAAAGUAGGCUCAGCCCUGGCACUGGACUGGGACAGCUGCCUGUCUGCCUCGGGACUGGGGACUGCUUCCUAAGGAGCUGCCUGGGGCAAGCCAGGCUUGUUUUUUAUUAAACUAGGAUGUAUUUUCUA